AUGUACCACGGUUUGCCACCACUGAGAAACUCUCUCGUGAAGAGCAUUUUUGCUUCACAGCUCGGCCUGCCCCAGCCACUGGAUCCACGGAGCCCCCAGGCAUUUACGCUGUUCUCUUGGAGAGCAUUUCUGGAAGAUGGAGGACCAUUUCCAGUUAUGAGUAGCAGCCCAGAUACGCUAGAACAUAAUAUGCAGCUGUGUCUCUGCAGGCUGAGUGACCGUGACCUCAAGGUGGCUCAUGGAGAGCUGGUGGGCAUGCAACUGCUGAUGGAAGAUGUACUUCUGAGCAACUAUCACACGAUCAUGGAGGGUCCCUCAGGACAGCAAACCACACUGGACAAAAAUACACAGCCAGAUUUGCCCAGAGUGCCAGGAUUCAGAAGUCACUUCCACAGCAGCCCAAAGGCCUCCGAGCUGCUGAGGGGCCCGUGCCAGGCAGUGAAGUCCCUUGCUUUGCUGAGAUCACUUUUGGUACUGUGGAAGCAGCUGGAAGUGCUAAAGGAGCACUGGGGCCAACUCAAGCUGCGAGGCCAGGACAUCAAUUCUGUCUCUCUCCACAAACAGUUCUCGGAGCUCUACGGAACUGACAUUCUCUACCCCAGCAUGAAAGCUAUAGCUAGGCGGAUGGGGAAAGAAGAUGAAUUUGAAGGACUUAUAAUAAGUGGUCAGACUAUUCUUCCCCCCAAAGGAGCUUCAGAAAUUGAAAUAAAAACUCAGCAGCUUCAGAAACUUCUGGAAAAUCUUGAAAUUCAUAUGAUCCAGGAAGUAUUAAGAAAAGUUAACAGAGAGAUAACACUGGUUGUAUCAGAAAAGUCCAAGGAGCAGAGUACUCUCCCUACAGACCUUUGGAAACACCAAGUCAUGAAAGAAAACUUUUCAGUUAUUAGACCACAAAUAGUUGAAAAAUUUAUACAGAGAUUAAUGGAAAAUUACCAGGAUGGCGGACUAGAGAUCACUUUCAGGAAAGACCACCUUGAGGCUUGCCUCCUUUCCCUGGGUUGUGAUGUGAUGGCAAGAGAACGCAGCAACUUCGAGAGCUACUCCAUGUGUUAUGAGCAUGUGUUGGAGCAUGCUAGGCAGAAGCUCUUCCAGAAGGAGCAAGAAUUAGAGGUUUUACGAAGAGGGCAGAGUCCACCUGAAGACAAUGCUGGUCAGGUUGCAGAGCUCAGUCAUACUAUGAUCAUGGAAAUCACUGCUCUGAGAGCCCAACUCACGGAUUUGGAAGGAGAGAAUCUGAAUCUCAAAAAGCAGAUUAGAAAAGACGUCCAAGAAGAAUAUGAAGCCUUAGUCCAAGCCUUGUUUGUGACAUGUUUACACAUCAAAGAAAAGCUGGAUGAGAAUCAGCUUAAUUUGAUCCAAAAAGUGUGUGAGCUCAUCGAUGAAGUAAGAACAGAAGGGAUUGACAAUCUGAAGGGCCUAAAGAAAAAAUGGGGCUCCGCCAGACCUGAUGAAGAAAUGAAAGAAAACCCAGCCAAAGAGCAGCUGCGGGCCUUGGAGCAGGACAACUGCAGCCUGGCCGCCCUGGUGUGCAAAGCGCGGAGCCUGGGCCAGUGGAGGCUGGCUGUGCAGCAGGCUCGUUUCCAGGGCCAGCUGAGCAGAGCCCAGAAGGAAGCUAUGCAAAGUAAAAAAGAGUGUUUGAGCAUCAAACUAAUGGCAGAACAAGAAGUGGUUUUAUUUCGUCAAGAGUUACUGGCUCUAAGGCAGACCCUGGCCAGGGCGCAGGCUGACAACGUGAGGAUGUGCAGGCAGCAGGCUAACCAGGCUCAAUUGCUGGAAGAGUUAGAACACAGAGUGACGCAGGAAGCUCGCCACCGGCAGCAGCUGGAUUUCAUAAAAACCUCCAGCAUAGAGAAGCUCUUGGAAGACGUGGAACACAAAGAACAGCACCUGCAGCUCCUCACUGAGGAGGCGGAGAGGGCUUCCAAACUGGGCCAGCUCCAGCAGAGGAAAACUCGGAGGGAACUCCAACAGAUGAGACGCCGGCUUGCCCAGGAGCGCAGCGUGAAAAUGGACGCUUUCCAGCGUGUAGAAGAGCUACAAAGUCAGCUUAAUGACGCUGAGCAAUCGUCUGUUCAGAGGAGCUCCCCAGGUGGCCUUAUAUCCCGGGCUCAGUACUCCCUAAAUUCUGCUUCCACAUCAUCCAGAUACUCCCAGCAACACCUUUUAAAGACUAAUCUUAUGGUCAGUAAAAUAACAAGAAGGAUUCAAAGGCCAAAGACUGUACCUAUUAAACACAAAGAAAGGAUUCACCAUGUCUUCCUACCCAAUGUGGCAGAAAAUGUUCAACUUUCAGCUUUUCAAGUUCAAACGGCUCCAUCCAGAAUCCCCUUCAGACCUGAUUGGUAAUCAUGUUUCCUUUUUCCAAGUUUUAU
Molecule: messenger RNA, 2372 nt
Organism: Diceros bicornis minor
Lineage: Eukaryota; Metazoa; Chordata; Mammalia; Perissodactyla; Rhinocerotidae
Product: coiled-coil domain-containing protein 162-like
Exons: 17
Coding region: 1-2346 (781 amino acids)
Source: RefSeq, a predicted model, not a curated record